Molecule: messenger RNA, 1989 nt
Organism: Babesia bigemina
Lineage: Eukaryota; Apicomplexa; Aconoidasida; Piroplasmida; Babesiidae
Product: methionine aminopeptidase I, putative
Exons: 6
Coding region: 1-1989 (662 amino acids)
Biological process (GO): proteolysis
Molecular function (GO): metalloaminopeptidase activity
Source: RefSeq, a predicted model, not a curated record
AUGAACAUCCCGCUGUUCGGCAUAGCCGCGACGUUCACGGGCCUAGCCUUCCGUGAUGCCGUUCCAGGUGAAACGGCCGCCGUCAGCGCUGCACAUGUUGCGGUCAACAGGCCUUUAUGGACUCCAAAACCGGCAUUCGGUGUGACAAAUGCCGCUUCAAUCGCAUUCCUGGGGCAUAUCGCCGACGAAGGUCGAGGUGGAGGCGGUAGAUGUUUCCGCAGGCGCGAAUGCGGUGUCACCCAGACUGCCAGCUGCCGGCCAAAGCGCCCAGCAGAUAUCGCAAGCCAGAAACAUGUGCUCGAAAAGGAGCGCUAUAUCAGAAGGCAGGCACCGAAAGGGUUCGGCGACCCCAAGACGCAGACGCCAGAACCUGUUUCAAAUAAAAGCAAGGAGGUCUUGCAGGAGUUGAAGAAAGAUUAUCCAAGCGCAACAAUUAAGCAGAUAUGGGAUAUUUACAGUUACACAGGUCCUAUAAAAAAGGGAGUUGUCAGUGGGAGGCUCCUGCCAGCCAAGGGUGUUGAACGGCCGAACUAUUAUAAGUCAGGAAUCCCGACGUAUGUGGAGUAUCCGAGAGAUAGCGACUACAGGGGCCAGGACGAUCCAAGGGGCACGAUAAAAAAUGCGCAAGAAAUAGAGGGAAUACGGAAAGCUUGUAGAAUAGCGCGGGAAAUUCUCGAUUCAAUAAACCCUCUUGUCGUCGAAGGCGUUUUCACGGAUGAUAUCGACCGUUUAGUUCACAAAAUGGCUCGUAUCAAGGGGGUAUACCCCUCACCUCUAAACUACCAUGGCUUCCCAAAGUCCGUAUGUACCUCAGUCAAUGAAAUAGCAUGUCACGGCAUACCGGAUUCGACGGUGCUCUCCGCGGGGGACCUUCUGAACGUCGACGUGACGGUCUACGCAGAUGGCUUCCACGGUGAUGUCUCGGAAACUUUCAUCGUGCUGCCAGCCAAGGACCCGAAACGAGUGGCAAAUAGGAAGACGGAAAUCGGAAUGUAUGAGCGCAACAAAAUGCGAUACCAUGCAUCAUUGCAUGAUAAUGUCUGGGACGCCGGCGCAACCAUAAUGAUGCAACUAAACCUGCUGCAGGCACUAGAUGCAGCUGUGCGAAGGUUGCAAGUGAACGACGGUUGGGGCGAAUGGUUCGAAUAUUUGUACACCGAUGACACCGAUCGCAAACCGUUAUUCCUGAGUAACAAGGAAGACGAUUUUAAGCGUAUUGGCACUAGGGUAGCCAUGGACGUGGAAACACUCUACAACACAGUCAACCAAGAAAGCAGUUAUGACGGGCGUAUUGUUGGAAUCCCGGCUACACAAAUACCCACCACCAUAUCACCACCGGGGCAGCCGAAGAAAUUCACCACUAUACCAAAUCCCGAUAUCAUCAGGCAUAUAUUCCAAAAGGCCGACCCGAAUAGGCAUCUCAAGCCAUAUCUGUUCUCACACACAUUCGAAGAUGAUGUGGCGCUCAUGAAGGUUGCUUACGAUGCGCUUAUGCGGGCAAUACAGAUAUGUGCACCGGGAGUCAGGGUGAAUGAGAUUGGCAGGGUAAUACGCGAGUGGGUCGAAGCGAAUAACUGUAACGUUCUUCCCAAUCUAGUUGGACACGGAAUAGGCCGGAACUUCCACGAAAACCCAAUCAUACAUCACGCGGACAAUGAAAGCGAUGUCAUAAUGGAACCAGGGAUGGUAUUCACAAUAGAGCCAAUUGUCACACGCAGUCGUCAUGAAGAGUGCGUGACGUGGCCUGAUGGGUGGACCAUGGCCACAAGGGAUGGAAAGAAAACGGCGCAAUUUGAGCACACCAUACUUAUCACAGACAACGGGCACGAAAUUCUCACUAAGCGCUUGCCAUCGUCACCUAAUAGAAAAGAUCUAAACAAGGAUAGAAAAUCCGAAAGUUGUAGCAAAGGCGACAAAAAUGUCCAGGCGUUUUUUGUAUUUGCUGACGUUGCUACAACAAAACGCCUGUCACUGACCAUCUUUACCUAA